Rhinolophus ferrumequinum (greater horseshoe bat) is the source of this 5942-nucleotide messenger RNA. RefSeq names its product membrane bound transcription factor peptidase, site 2 (gene MBTPS2). Gene Ontology annotation, molecular function: DNA-binding transcription factor activity, RNA polymerase II-specific; protein binding; RNA polymerase II cis-regulatory region sequence-specific DNA binding. Gene Ontology annotation, biological process: regulation of response to endoplasmic reticulum stress; membrane protein intracellular domain proteolysis. Bases 159 to 1727 code for a protein of 522 amino acids. Gene Ontology annotation, cellular component: cytoplasm; transcription regulator complex; PcG protein complex. The record is from RefSeq and is a predicted model, not a curated record. The transcript is spliced from 11 exons. Lineage: Eukaryota; Metazoa; Chordata; Mammalia; Chiroptera; Rhinolophidae.
GUCCGGUGGAAAACAGCGCCAUCGCGAGAAGUGAGCCGGUAGCAGGUUGGUUCCUGCGCGGAUGCUGUGGUUGUAAGCGCCGCGCGGUCGGCUGGUUGCGGCUCGCAGGGAGGAGGACGCCGGGGGCUCGCCUUCCCUCCGCUGCUUCUGCCACUGCCAUGAUUCCGGUGUCGCUGGUGGUGGUGGUGGUGGGUGGCUGGACUGCCGUCUACCUGACCGACUUGGUGCUGAAGUCAUCUGUUUAUUUUAAGCAUUCUUAUGAAGACUGGCUGGAAAACAACGGAUUAAGCAUCUCCCCUUUUCACAUAAGAUGGCAAACUGCUGUUUUCAAUCGUGCCUUUUACAGUUGGGGACGGCGGAAAGCGAGGAUGCUUUACCAGUGGUUCAAUUUUGGAAUGGUGUUUGGCGUAAUUGCCAUGUUUAGCUCGUUUUUUCUACUGGGGAAAACGCUGAUGCAGACUUUAGCACAAAUGAUGGCUGAUUCUUCUGCUUCUUAUUCUUCCUCCUCUGCUUCCUCUUCCUCCUCUUCUUCCUCUUCAUCAUCUUCCUCUUCUUCCUCUUCCUCCUCCUCCUCACUUCACAACGAACAGGUGCUACAAGUUGUGGUUCCUGGUAUAAAUUUACCUGUCAACCAACUGACCUAUUUCUUCGCUGCAGUCCUCAUUAGUGGUGUUGUACACGAAAUUGGACAUGGGAUAGCAGCUAUUAGGGAACAAGUUCGAUUUAAUGGCUUUGGGAUUUUUCUCUUCAUUAUUUAUCCUGGAGCAUUUGUUGAUCUGUUCACCACUCAUUUGCAACUUAUAUCACCAGUCCAGCAACUAAGGAUAUUUUGUGCAGGUAUCUGGCAUAAUUUUGUCCUUGCACUCCUGGGUAUUUUAGCUCUUGUUCUCCUCCCUGUAAUUCUCUUGCCCUUUUACUACACUGGAGUCGGGGUGCUUAUCACUGAAGUUGCUGAGGACUCACCUGCCAUUGGACCCAGAGGCCUUUUUGUGGGAGACCUUGUCACCCAUCUGCAGGAUUGUCCUGUUACUAAUGUACAAGAUUGGAAUGAAUGUCUAGAUACCAUCGCCUAUGAACCCCAAAUUGGUUACUGCAUAAGUGCAUCAACUUUACAGCAGUUAAGCUUCCCCGUGAGAGCAUAUAAACGGCUAGAUGGUUCGACUGAAUGCUGUAACAAUCAAAGCCUCACAGAUGUGUGUUUUUCCUACAGAAAUAAUUUUAAUAAGCGUUUGCAUACAUGUCUACCUGCCCGGAAAGCGAUUGAAGCCACCCAGGUUUGUAGAACCAAUAAAGAUUGUAAAAAGAGCUCAAGUUCAAGUUUCUGCAUAAUACCUUCUUUGGAAACUCAUACUCGCUUAAUAAAAGUGAAACACCCACCUCAAAUUGAUAUGUUAUACGUAGGACAUCCACUGCACCUUCACUAUACAGUGAGCAUCACCAGUUUUAUCCCACGUUUUAACUUUCUAAGCAUAGAUCUGCCUGUGGUUGUGGAAACAUUUGUCAAGUACCUGAUUUCCCUCUCAGGAGCUCUGGCCAUUGUUAAUGCAGUACCCUGCUUUGCUUUGGAUGGACAGUGGAUUUUAAACUCUUUCCUGGAUGCUACCCUUACCUCGGUGAUUGGAGACAAUGAUGUCAAAGAUCUGAUAGGAUUUUUCAUCUUGCUUGGUGGCAGUGUACUUUUGGCUGCCAACGUGACCCUGGGACUCUGGAUGGUUACAGCACGGUAAUAUUUGCACUCAUCCGACAGAAUCUCUGAAUUACAGUAUACAAUACUGAAAACCAUUACUUUGUAUGAAAUAUAAAGUGUUUCCUUAAAAUUACAUUUUAGCCAACAAUUUUAAGCUCCUCCUAUAUCCCGAGUAUCCAAACUCUGGGAUGGGGGCCAAACGGAAGAAAUGCAAGGUAUAGUCCCUGACUACAUUCUAGUUUUAAAGACUGAACUUAAAAUUCAGAUGCUUGUGGAACAAUUUCUAAACAAGUGCAGAUUCAUGUUAAACCAUUUUGUGUGACUACAUAUUAUGUUGCAGUAAUUUAAAGGAGAACGGAAUUGGGUGGAAUUACUUGGGGAAAACUUCUUGAAAUGAAAAAGCAUCAUUAAUCCAGAUUUGAAGGAGACCAGACUUUGGCCAAGUGGAGGGGUGAGCAUUUUCUUGGCCUCUAUCUCUUCCCCUUUGUCUUGUUUGGAAAGGAUUUUAAAAUUUAAUGGUGUGUUAUUUUGUACUCUGACAACUAAGGUCUGAUUAUAAUUAAUAAAAUUCUAUAAAAGAAUCUGCUGACACGAAAGGGAAAGUCUUUGUCAAAUGAUGCCAAAUAAGUGAAUAAAGUAGGAAGCAAGGCCUACAAUAUCUUGAGACAUGUUUUGCCUCACAAGAGUUACCUCUUUGCUAAUGUGUCCCCAUACCCUCAUAAAGUAGCACCUCGCCCUGACUUUAGAGUGAGCUGCAGGAAGUGUCUCCCACUUGCAGCAUGUGAGCUCAGACAGUUAGGAAUGAACCUCAGAACUGAGCUGGGUCUUCCAAGAUCACAAGACACAUCCCAGGACCUCUGUAGUACUCGUGACCAAUCUCUGUAGAGCUUUGAAACUUGGAACCCUUCCAGGGUAGACAUUGUCUCCUGUGCUGCUGGGGCGAUCUGGGGCAUAGCUCCUGGGUUCCUGACUUCAAGAGGCAACUACUUUAAGCCCUGAACCAUAUUCUGUCCUCAGCAGUGGCUCCCAUGUUUCUCUGUUGAGUAAUAAAACAUCAAGUCCUUGCUUUCCAUCUUUCCCCUAAGCUACCUCGGUGGGUCCCCAGAAAACUUGGUAGUACAGUGAGAAUGGCUGGCUACAUGUGAGUACAAACAUGGAUUUGCCAGAGCCUGGGAACUAACUCCUGUGCGCGAAAAGGCUCUGCCUAGUUUGAGGUCUUUCAGACAGGAGAUGCAGCCCUGGGAGAUCUGUUAAGUCAGCGGGCCGGUGUGAAGCUAUUGGUCUUAGCAGCGUCUGAGCGUGCUUUUCUCUGAUGACAAAUACAUGCUUCUCUCAUACAGUCAAGAACACUAACAGUCAUGUAUCCACCUUCACUAAACGAGGUAUUCCAUGGGGUUCACCUUUUUCAGAUCAUUGAGUUGCUGUUCAGGCACUAAAACUUUUUAAUCAUUUUUAACAAACUCUGUAGAUUGUAUUACAGAUUUGCCUUCCUUCUUAAACAGAAAUUGAAUAUAAUUUUAGCAUUUCAUUAAUGACUCGAGGUUAUCAGUUAUUACCACCACUAAAGCCGUACAAAUUAUUGGUUUAUCCCAGGAAAAAGGCAUUUGUUCUAUUUGUAGUCAGUCAUUCAGGAUCAAAGUGUAUUAGCAGAGUGAAGUUCAGAUCUGUUCAGGUAGAACUUGGGGAAUGUCAUGAAAUACAUGAUUAAUUCGAUUGCACGACUAGUUUACAUAAGCAGUUUACUGAUGAAAAUGUGUAUGUGCAGGUCAGUUUUUUUUUAAAACUGAGGGAGAAAUUAAUAGAGGAAAUCCUACCCAUUAACUUCUUUUUCUGGGUGAAAAAAAAGAACCCAAACAUAUAAUUUUCUUGUAGUUUUUAAACACCUUGGUCUGUUGCUCCAUAGGGUCAGGAUAUGGGGACCACUCUAUUAGAUUAUUGAGCAGAUCACGUGCCAUCUAUAUAGAAAUGGUCUUGUCGUGUAAGAAGGGAAAGAAAUGUCACAUGUGGUCUCUUCAGCGUGAUUGUGGGCACUUCUAGAGUGAGGACCAUGUCAUACUCAUCUUUGCAUCCCUGACACAGUGCAUGAGACAUCAUAAAUACUUAAUAAAUGUGGUUGAAUGGAUUAGUGUUAUUUAUGGAUUAGAAAAGCAUGUUUCUAUUUAAGUAAGCUAUUAAAAAGUAUUGAAUAUUUACUGUAAAUACAUGUUAACCAAAAGUAGCUUGGAAGGUCUGUAGGUCCCUGGUAUAUUAUCAUCUUUAUUAAAAUAAUCCAUUUUUGGUUUCUGUAGAGCCAUUAGAAAAAUGAAUUAUUUUGAAGAAAGUGUUCAUUCUGUGUUGUUACUUUGUUCAACAGUAAAACUUUAUUUUCAUUGUUCCUACUCUGCAUUGUUUACAUUUUUGAGGAUUUUUUUUUACAUCACCUACAAUCUGUAAAGAACAUGUAUAUUCUUUUCAGCAUCUCAGUUUGAAAAGAUAUGCAGUUAAACUUGACCCUUUGAUAAUCACUCUUAUAGGUCAUUGUUCUAAUCGUAAAUUGUAAUUGUGCUUCAUAGAUAUGUGGCUCACAGUCAUCAGUUUGUCCUAUGGUAUUUAUUGAAUGUCCAUAUACUAAUGGUGCACAGAUAUUUUUUUCUAUAAAUCUUUCGCCUGUGCUGUACUUCAUUCUUAGGAUUUAACUUCAAGACACCAUAGUUGCUGGCAUUUGAUGUUUAGCAAUAAAAGAAUAAACGUGUACCAGCAUUCUAUGUUGUAUCAUCAUCUUAUGUGUUGUCUUUUUUAAAAUAUUUGUUCCCUUUACAUACAGUACGAUCUCAGCUGUUUUUAAAUUUUUUAUUCUAAAAGCAGCCUUCAGUUUUCACUCAAGCAAUCUCUAUGUGAAAGUUGUUGCAGGCUACAGAAAGAAAUCUUUUUUAAAUGAGAUCCCUGUGCUCACUACUGUUUUGGAAAUGGCCUGUUUAUGGAUGAAGAAAGAGGAGUAUCAUGUUUCCUUUCCUUAGUGUCUGACAGAAGUCUUCUUUAAGUUACUCUACGUUUUUAGGAAUUUGUGAAAGAAAAGUGUCAACUAUGACAUUUGGUUCUUCUUGACCUUUUGUUUUAGUGCUUCCUCCCUUGUCCACAGAGCCCCCUCCACCACCCCCCACCCCUCCACCCCCACCCCCCACACACACACUUUCUAGGUUAACUAAGGACCAGAUAAAAUAGGCUGGAAAUUUAGCCCAACUCCUGACUGGCUACCUUCAUUCCACUCCUUCUUGCCACCGGUCCAGUUGUACUAGAGUUAAGAGCCACAAGAUUAGAUGACCGAUUAUCUAAACUACCUUUUUUUUUUUUUAGCAACUUCAUUGAGAUAUAAUUAAAUAUUAUAAAGUUCACCUGUUUAAAAGGUGCAAUUCAUUGUCAACUAUUUUUCUUUUAAUGACUAAUCGAACAAUUGUAUACAUAUGCUUUAGUAUAAUCUAACCUCUUAAGUAAAUGAACAUACGAUAAAAGACGGGGAGAAAAAUGUUUCAGUUAUUUUACAGCUAUUUUAACUCUCAAGUGGUUUUAAGCACUGGAAUAGAGCUGGAUAACAAAUUUAUUUUUAAGGUAUAUCAUGUGAUAUACUUUCUUUGAGACAAGCCUUUUUAAUCAGUGCAUUUGCAAACUACUCUUAACUGUUUAGGCCAUACUAAUGUCAAUAAUCCAUUGUAUAUUUUAUCAUAUCUUGGCAAAUGAAUUUAAUGAAAGGAAAGCUUCUUUCAGAACCUAAUGAUACAAUAGAUUAUACUCAGGGUGGAGGUAGAGAAAAAUUGGCUAAAGAAGGAAGUUGCAAUUCUUAAUUGCCAACCAGGUAUAUUGUGUAGGGUGGAGGUAUAUUGUGUAAUAUAAUUUGUUACUAAAGAGAGAGAAAAACACCCCUAUAUCUUAGUUUUAGUUAGCUUAAGAUCGAUGGAUAUUCAAUAAUUGUCCCUUCUUAUUAACUAUUGCUCAACUUUUCUUACUGAAGUGCUCCUGACAUAGAGUUUUUUAUUCUGCCAAUUGCUUAUUGAUAUCCUUUGUCGGCUUUUCCAUUGAGUGUCCUACAUUUUUCUUAUUGAUGCAUAGGGAUUUCUUGUUUAUUCUAGAUGAGAGGUUGACAAACAACAGCUUGCAAGCCAAGUCCUGCUCACCACCUAUUUUUGUAAAUAAAUUUUUAGGGGCCGGCCCGGUGGCUCAGGCGGUUAGAGCUCCAUGCUCCUAACUCCAAAGGCUGCCGGUUCGAUUCCCACAUGGGCCA